AUCUUCUUGAAUCGUCUCUUAUCUGUGCGUUCUGGUAUUCCAUUUCAUGAUUUGUACCUGAACUGAAUGUGCCAAUUUGUCUGACAAAUCAAUAUAUUCUGCAAAUAUCUAACUGCUCUGACUCCUUGUUUUCAAAAAUACAACGUUUUGACCUUAUCGUAGAUGAUCAGACAUUUUAUUAAUCGCUUACAAAAAUAUACCCAAAAAUCAAGAAAAGAUUUGUUAAGUUCUUGGUGAAAUCUCAUAUCCUUAUUUACAGUAUGUAGCAUGGACAUGUUAAUUGAACAAGAAAUGUAGCUACAAGUUCCCCGACAGUAAAAGAUAUAAAAGAAAGAAACUUGCAGUCAUGUCUACUGAAGAUCAGAUCAUCAAAUUACUCAACCAGGCGAGUUUAACAGACAACGCGGGAAAGCUGCAAUGUUUAAGAAAUGUUCAGGAGCUCCUGAUAAACAAAGACCCAGUGUUAUUGGAUAACAUGUUGUUGGAGAUCAUGCAGUUCCACAGGGAUUCCAGUGCUGACGUUAGGAAGUUUGUAUUAGGUUUUAUAGAAGAAGUUUGCAGAAAAGACAUGUUACUCCUCCCCAAAUGUAUUGACACUAUAGUAACCCUGUUAUCAGAUCCCAACCUCCAAGUAGAACGGCGUGUUAUUCAGGUUAUAACAGCACUUUACCGAGACAUGUUGUUGUGGCAAGUGCCACAGAGGAAAAUACCACAAGACAUGACAGAGGCCUGGGUCCAUCUCUCACAUCUUAAAGGUUUUAUCCUGGAAGCACUGGACGCAGAAAACGAGGGUAUCCGGACCCACGCUAUAAAGUUUAUAGAAGUCUUAGUUCUCUGUCAGAGUUUACAUCCUAACCCUCCUGAGGAUGGGUCUGAGGUAUGUAUAAACCUCAUCCCUCCUGAUCACGUUACUCUAGACUCCUCCUCGCUUAAAGCCGAGGGAGGAGUAGCAUUCCAGUCUCUGGUUAACUUCACCACUACACAAACCAUCACACCCAUGAACCUGAUGACGAGCAUUGGGAGUCUUACUAACGUGGCUAAACAGAGACCUAACUAUCUCGGACCUGUUGUUCAGGUAUUCGAGUCACUGCACGCCAACCUUCCCCCCACUCUUAGCAAGUCACAAGUAUCCAGCGUAAGGAAACAGUUGAAGUUACACGCCACCAACUUGUUCAAGAUACCCAGCCCCUUCACUGCUAGACUCGCUGGCUUGCUCAGCGAUCUCGGGGCUACCUCUUCAGAAAUUGAACGUAUUCGACCAAAGAUAACAACAGAGAGCACCAAGAGAUUAUCAGAUGACGGAGAUUUAGAAAAACAAAAGAGUAAACGAAAAAAAGUUGACGAAGAGGACGAAGAGGAACGUCCCCCGCCUCAAUUAGUAGAACACGACUCUGACAAGUUAGCUAACGUUAUAGCGGAGAAGCUGACCCCGGAAAUGGCAACUGAGCUGGUCCUGAUAGGGUUGAUGGAGCUGCCUAGUUCUAUUCCUCCUCAUUUUAAUAGCGCUUAUACCCCCAUAGCUGCUGCAGGAACGAAAACACAGAUCCAGCAUCUAGCCCGCAUGCUGGCCGCACAGAUAUCAGCCCAGAUAGGGAUCACUGUCGCGGUACCUGAAGCCACUGUGCCUCAGAGCGAAGUUAAAACUAAAGAUCCUAGGUUGCAGAGUAUCGAGGAGGAAGUGCAUGCUAAGAUUACAGAACAGAUGAUAACGAAACACUUUAAUCUGGACCCAGAGGACCAUUCCAGGUCAUCUACCAGGAAAAAUAUCAAACCUUUCAACAUUGACGACGUGUGUAAGCCACUGAAGACGGAGGAACUUGAGAGUAGUUCCCGGAAGUCACUCCGGAGGUUGUUCCAAGCGGAGAGGAACGCUGAGAACGACUGUGCUCAGACAACUGCGAUUAGACACAAACUUAUUGUUGGUCUUGUCACCCAGUUUGGUAAAGAUUUUAGAAGAGCGUUCAUAUCGUUUGCUUUAGAAGAUAUGCGAGCAAGAGCUGAUAUCAUCAUAGCUUGGUUAUACAGGGAGUAUGUGCUAGAACAAGGUUACGUGUGGAGAGGUCUAACUCCAGACAGCUAUGGAUAUGAGCAGUGUUUACAAUAUGUGCUGCACGGUCUUUACAGGAAGCUGGAUCCGGGAGACAGGCUGUUUACCAGGAUUCUGCUGGAGUGUCCAGAGAUUACUGAGGGUGCAAUGACUAUGAUAAAGUCGUUCUGCGAGAACGCGGACUGGCAGGAGGUCGGUAUAUCCACCCUGUACGAACUCCUCCUCAGACGGUCCAACCUGCGGACCCAAAUGCUGGACGUGCUCCUGGGACUCACCAUGAACACCAACGAGAAGAUCAGGGAUCUUGCCAUCGAAAGGUGCAAGGACUUGUUUGGUAUCUCGGGGCUUGCUAUGCCGCUGGAGGAUUUUGCUACUACAAUACUGACGAGACUGAUCGCGGAGAAUCCCACUCACGCGUGUAGUGCUGAGGACACUGAGCUACCACCAGGACCGUAUGAUAAGGAUUCCCAGUGGACGGAGGAGAGUAUCAGAUCUUGUUUGCAUCUGUUCCUCGCCCUGCUCCCGCUCAAACCUCGCAUGAUCCACGGACUUGCGGAGGUGUACAGGGAAAGCAGCAGUAUGAUCAAGAGAAUAAUCCUUAGAAUGGUAGAAACUCCUGUGAGCAUGAUUGGUAUGAAGAGUAAAGAGAUCCUACAGUUGAUUGAAAGUGGUCCAAAAGGCUCUGAAACCCUGGUAACACGUGUUCUUCACAUCCUCACGGAGAAUGAGGCCCCUUCUAAAGAGCUGGUUACCAUGGUGAGGGGACUCUACGCUAAGAGGGUGACUGACGUCAGGAUGCUGAUACCUGUGUUACCCGGUCUGGAUCAGAAGCAGUUGGAGGACCUUCUUCCUAAAAUACUGAAGCAGACCCCGAAUGUGGUGAAGGAGGCCUUUAAAAGGAUUCUUUCUCCUUACAGGGCUGGUGGAUCAGGUACGGGACCCAUAACCCCAGCUCAGCUCCUGAUAGCCCUCCACCACAUCGAGGGUAAGGGAGAGGACAUGAAGGGGGUGAUAGCUGCAACCAACCUCUGUUUUGCUGAGAAGGGUAUUUACACCAGCGAGGUACUGGCUAUCGUCCUGACUCAGCUCCUGGAGGUAUCACCCAUCCCUCUUCUGUACAUGAGAUCAGUAAUCCAGGCUAUCAGCAUGUGGCCCAGAAUGAUAAGCUUCGUUCUCAACAUCCUGGGUAAACUCGUUUCUAAACAGAUUUGGAAACAAGCGCAAGUUUGGAGGGGAUUUGUUAAGUGUUGCGCUAUGUUAGGAAGUCAGGCUCACGGCUUGUUGUUAACUCUGCCAGCAUCUCGUCUAAAGGAAGCGUUCCAGCUCCACCCUGCCCUCCAUAACCCCCUACUUCAACAUGUACAGAACCUACCUGCAUCGCAGAAAGCGCUGAUCGACAAAGAAGUACUCCUCCUGAUAAAAUCUCCACCUCCUGACGCUACGCUCACAGUUCAACAACCAAUCAACAUAGGUCAGCCCCUGCCACCUCCACCCUUCACUCCGCGGGUACAGCCCUCAACCCCCACCUUGCCUACAACCCCUUCCACACCCACUAAACCUCCCACACCCAGCUCCCUCGCGCCCAUCGUGUCUCAGGGGGGUAUCAUACCCCCUUCAGCCCCUCAGGGGGGUAUCAUGCCCCCUUCUGCCCCACCUCUUCUCCCACCACCUGGUACACCAACUGUGGUUUGAGAUAUCACGGUCACCACGACAACUGUUAUUUGAGAUGUCACGGUCACCAUGACAACUGUGAUUUGAGAUGUCACGCCGUCACGGUCACCACGACAACUGUGAUUUGAGAUGUCACGGACACCACGACAACUGUGAUUUGAGAUGUCACGGUCACCAUGACAACCGUAGCUUGAGGUUAAUCACAGUCGCACAGAAGUUGAUUCGAAAAUAAAAUCGGUCAAGCGGACGAGUUUUUAUAGUCGUCAGAUUUUAAAGUUAUGAUAUUAUAGGAGGAGUUUCGGACGACUAGAGGAGCUUUUCAGUUUUCACCAUGCAAUUGUAUAUCUUUUAGGAUUUGACUUUUCGAGUACUUUGAUUGUUUUCUAUUCGGAGUGGUUGGUUUCAUACUUAAAUUAUGUUUCAUUAUUUAUCAAAGACAAAAGAUUUGUCCGGUGAAAUGGUAUAAUUUUAUUAAAUUUAUUUAUUUCAUUCAUAAA
Messenger RNA from Bolinopsis microptera, 4215 nucleotides. RefSeq names its product symplekin-like. The record is from RefSeq and is a predicted model, not a curated record. Bases 347 to 3739 code for a protein of 1130 amino acids. NCBI's taxonomy places the organism in Eukaryota, Metazoa, Ctenophora, Tentaculata, Lobata, Bolinopsidae. The transcript has 23 exons. Gene Ontology annotation, cellular component: mRNA cleavage and polyadenylation specificity factor complex.